Messenger RNA from Alosa alosa (allis shad), 3055 nucleotides. It is a transcript of the gene ilf3a, whose product is annotated as interleukin enhancer binding factor 3a. The record is from RefSeq and is a predicted model, not a curated record. Gene Ontology annotation, molecular function: double-stranded RNA binding; single-stranded RNA binding. Gene Ontology annotation, cellular component: precatalytic spliceosome. Lineage: Eukaryota; Metazoa; Chordata; Actinopteri; Clupeiformes; Clupeidae. The transcript is spliced from 17 exons. The coding region runs from base 44 to 2353 and encodes 769 amino acids.
CACACCACCCAACCGCCUGUUUGCCAGUGCAGACCGCCAUGUGAUGGUGAAACAUAACGACGUCUACCCGUCGGCAGAGGACCUGGAGGCUGUGCAGACCAUGGUGGGGCAUGUGGAGUGCGGCCUGAAGGCCGUCUCUGACUGGAUGAACGAGCAGGACAUGCUGCGGUCUGCUGAGAGUGAGCCUACGCGCACGCUGCGUGGGGUGUUCCGAGUGGGCCUGGUGGCUAAGGGCCUGCUGCUGAAGGGUGAUCUGCAGGUGGAGCUGGUGCUGCUCUGCAAGGACGUCCCGACCAACUCACUGCUCAUGAUGGUGACGGGCAAACUCUCAAUUCAGCUGAAGGGCCUUGCGGGUGAGGAAUACACAGUCGCUCCAAACCCGAAGGAAGCGUGCAUCACAAUCAAGAGCACAGCAGAACCUGCGCUGACCCUCACGGUGCACGUGACCUCCCCAGAAGUCCGGCAGCAGGCGGCAAGUGAAGAAAUGCAAUCGGUCAGCCCUCCGCCGGACGCCCUGGACAGGCAGAAAUGCCUGGAUGCCUUGGCGUCUCUACGCCACACCAAGUGGUUUCAGGCCCGAGUGAAUGAGCUGAAGUCCUGUGUGGUGGUCAUCCGCAUCAUGAGGGAUCUCUGCACCUGUGUUCCUUCCUGGCUUCCACUGAAGGGAUGGGCCCUGGAGCUGCUAUGUGAGAAGGCUAUCAAGACAUGCGAGAGACCUUUGGGAGUAGCCGAAGCCCUUCGCCGAGUCCUUGAAUGUGUAGCAUCUGGAAUCUUGCUGGAAGACGGCCCAGGCAUCUCCGACCCUUGUGAGUCAGAACCAACUGACGCCACCUGUAAUAUGACCCUUCAGGAGCGAGAGGAACUCACUGCAAGUGCCCAAAAAGCCUUGAGGCUGUUUGCCUUUGGACAGUAUCACACAGUUCUGGGUAUGGAUCGACUCAAUUACACGCCCAAGUCUAACCGAGGGAGAUUCCCUGGUCCAGGAGGAGCUGUUAAACCAGUGGAUGCACUGCCGGCUCCUCCAUCUAAGAGACCCAUGGAGGAUGGAGCCAAUAGCAGCGUCGCAAACAAGAGGAAGAAAUUUCAGAAGCCACUGAAGAAACCCCCCUCGGAGCAGAGCGGCCUCCCCCAGAGCUCGGUGGUCAUGCUGAAGCUGAACAAGAUGCGUCCGGGUCUCCUGUACCGGCUGGUCUCGCAGACGGGCCCCGUGCACAUGCCCAUCUUCACCAUGGCCGUGGACAUCGACGGGGAGACGUACGAGGCCUCAGGGCCGUCCAAACGCUUGGCCAAGCUGCAAGUGGCCCAAAAAGCUCUUGAGGGGUUGGGUGUCCGUUUGAACCCAGAGAAGAGAGCGGCGGCAGUGCCGACGCCAGCAAACCCUGUGAAGAGUGAAGAGCAGGAGGAAGCAGCUGCCACGACCACGACAGCAACUCCAGUCUCAGUCUCAGUCGCAGAGCCAGAGGAGAACGCCGAGGCGCAGUCUGCCUUCCAGGCGGGUCCCAUCCUCACCAAACACGGCAAGAACCCCGUGAUGGAGCUCAACGAGCUACGCCGAGGCCUGAAGUAUGACCUGGUGUCUGAGACCGGCAGCAGUCACAUCAAGAGUUUUGUUAUCGAGGUGGAGGUUGAUGGGCAGAAGUUCCAGGGCACUGGGUCCAGUAAGAAACUGGCCAAAGCCAACGCAGCCAUGGCCGCCCUAGAGAAGGUCAUGCAGGCCAGUGUGCCGUUCAAGAAGAAGAAGCCCGCAUACGGCUUGGGAUACAUUGCUCCAGCAGGCGCUGUUCGUGGCAGAGGCCGGGGGCGAGGACGAGGCCUGAACCACAACACCAGCAGCUACACAGCUGGUGGCAUGGGAACGUAUGGCUACGGCAGCACCUCCACGUCCUUCUACAGCGGCUCUUAUGAAACCACCUCCCCCAGCUGGAGGCUGGGUCCGGGUCCCCGAAGCAAGCUGCCCCUCCACCCCCGGGCCUCCCAGUGUGCCCCCCCCACGUGCCCUACUGGUUACCCCAGCAGCACAGCUGCCCCUGCUGCCCCUGGCCCCAAGGCCACCGCCCCUGCUGCUGCUGCCGCCGCCACCCCCACCACCACCUACCCAGUGUCUUACAGCCAGGGCUACACCCCCUACAAGAAGCCCCCGCCCAGCCAGACUCCACUAGUGGGCCCUGACUACGGGUACGGUUACGCCAGGCACGCCCCUGAAGCCCCCGCCACCACAGACUACAGCUAUGGGGCCUAUGCCAGCCAGAUGUCCUAUGGCAUGCCAGGAGCUCAGGGCUACAGCUACACCCAGUCAGCCUAUCCCAACAUAGGAGGCUACUCCACUGGAGCUACCUACCCCACCUACAAAUAGAUCCACUUCAGCCAUGAUCCAGCCUCACUCUGCUUGUCUGUGGGGGAGCUUGCUUGCAUCAACUGAAAUGCACAGCAUCUCAAAAUCAAGCAUGGCUUUCUCUUUCUUUCUCUCUCUCUGUUGUUUAGUUUUUGUUUGUUUGUUUAGGUUUGGUCAAGGCCCAUGCGUUGUUUGUUUUUGGCAGUGUUUUGAUGCGCUGUCUCAGUGACGCUUGACUGCAGGUCUGUCUUGGGUUUUUAUUUCCAGCUGUUCCAUAUCCCCGUCACCUGUUGAUAUUUAUAAUAUGUGUGAUUGGAAACUAAUUGUAACGUGUGACUGGUCAGGAAUCUGUUCCUACCUGGGAAGAGGAAGUCGGCAUGUGUCAUGAUCUUAAUUCUUUUUUUUUAGCAUGGAAAAAAAAAGUGUGUCAGCCAUGUUCCUCCUUCUUUUUUGAUCAGUGUGUUGGUAGACGGGAAACUAAAGCUGUUGUACAUAAGAAGGUGUAGUGGUUUGAACCACUGCUGCUAACUUUAUUUUUUAUCAAUCAGAGUACCGUAAUGUUCUCUCAUUAUCAGUUUGAGUUUUGUGACUGUAGCCGAGUGGCGAUAUCUUUCCAAACUAAGGACUGAAUGAUCAGAUUUUUCUUAAUAAAAUGGAUAGGUUGCUCUUGUUUUCCAACUUAAUGAAACCUGUUUCUAAUGAAUAAAACAUUUUGUAUUUUCA